Messenger RNA from Ceratitis capitata (Mediterranean fruit fly), 468 nucleotides. RefSeq lists its product as uncharacterized. The record is from RefSeq and is a predicted model, not a curated record. Lineage: Eukaryota; Metazoa; Arthropoda; Insecta; Diptera; Tephritidae. Bases 78 to 401 code for a protein of 107 amino acids. The transcript has 2 exons.
UAUAAAAAUUUCUUUCGUGAAAUCAACAGAAGACACCGUUUGAACGUUUGCAACAAAAAUAUAAUAAUAAAGAAUUAAUGUCAUUGAUAAGGCAUGUUUUACUGUUACUUGGAACAAUCCUAUUAUUACAGUUUGUCGCCUCAAAAUACAUUUUAGAUUACAGAUCGUUCGAUAUGGUGCCUGUUCAUUUAGUGGAAGAGGAAAGUGUAUAUGAAGAAUAUAAAAUAAAUGAUGAUUCUUCAAAAAACAAAACCGCAUGGGACAAAACCAAGCUCUGGGUUAUUAUUGGUGCUACAUUGUCAGUAUGUUUCAUUAUAGUUCCGAUUCUGGUUUACUUAUUUUGUCCCAAUGCGUAUUGUUGUGGUUGUAAGUCUGUUGAAAUAAGACGUAUGAAUAAUUGAUAGAGACAACAAAAACUGUUUUAAAGAAUCUUAUGGAAGUGAAUAAUAUUAUAACUUUUAAGAUUUA